CAAACAAAAUUCCCUUUAUUUCGUCAAAUCCCUCUUUCCCUUCAACUUCUUCGAGUCGCCGAUCUUCUUCUCGACGCAGCGAUGACAGGAUCAACAAUGGCGUCAGAGCUCCCGGUGGAACCACAAUCGUUCAAGAAACUCAGUUUUAAAUCGAUUAAACGCUCUCUAGAUCUCUUCUCUCCUACUCACUCUCAGCUACCCCCUCCUGACGCCGAAAGCAAGAAGAUACGCAUGAGCCAUAAGCUACAUGUUGAGUACGGUGGAAUAAAGAGUGUUUCAAACCAGUCUACCAAGAAUUCCACACAAAAUCAUGUUGCACCUUCCACCUCAAAUGCUCUUGUGCUAUCAGGUUCUGCAAAUUCUGAGAAGACUGGUACUCAAAGUGAUUUAGCCAUUGUUCAACCAAAGAACUUAGGUGAUGGCAAUAAGGCCGGAAAAAGCACUGCCGUCAUUCCUGCUCGUGGUACUUCAGAAAGGAAUCUGCCAACUGCAGCUCUUAUGGAAAGAAUCCCGAGCAGAUGGCCACGUCCUGUAUGGCAUGCUCCAUGGAAAAACUACAGAGUCAUUAGUGGCCAUUUGGGGUGGGUGAGAUCUGUUGCGUUUAGUCCAAAUAACGAGUGGUUCUGUACCGGUUCUGCAGAUCGAACAAUUAAGAUUUGGGAUACUGGGUCAGGACGGUUAAGGUUGACACUAACAGGGCAUAUAGAACAAGUUAGAGGUCUCGCUGUUAGCACCAGGCAUACCUACAUGUUCUCUGCUGGUGAUGACAAACAAGUUAAAUGCUGGGAUCUAGAACAGAACAAGGUUAUUCGGUCAUAUCAUGGCCAUUUGAGUGGUGUUUAUUGCUUGGCACUUCAUCCCACUAUUGAUGUUCUUCUUACAGGUGGUCGUGAUUCUGUUUGCCGGGUAUGGGACAUUCGCAGCAAGAUGCAAAUUCAUGCUCUUUCAGGCCACGACAAUACAGUCUGUUCAGUGUUUACGCGACCUACUGAUCCUCAAGUUGUAACCGGCUCCCAUGACUCUACCAUUAAGUUCUGGGAUCUUAGAUAUGGUAAAACAAUGGCAACUCUUACUCAUCAUAAGAAAUCUGUACGUGCAUUGGCCCAGCAUCCUAUCGAGGAUAGCUUUGCUUCAGCAUCAGCCGACAAUAUAAAAAAGUUCAGUCUUCCUAGAGGAGAAUUUUUGCACAACAUGCUUUCCCAACAGAAGACCAUAAUUAAUGCAAUGACGGUGAAUCAAGAGGGUGUUUUGGCAACUGGAGGUGACAACGGGAGUUUGUGGUUCUGGGACUGGAAAAGUGGUCAUAGUUUCCAACAAUCUCAAACGAUUGUUCAACCUGGGUCAUUGGAUAGUGAGGCUGGAAUAUACGCGCUAUCGUAUGACAUAACAGGCUCGAGGCUGAUUACAUGUGAAGCCGACAAAACGAUCAAAAUGUGGAAAGAAGACGAAAACGCCACACCUGAAACUCACCCGGUGAACUUCAAGCCACCUAAAGACAUUCGUAGGUUUUAGACAUAAUUUAAGGGCCGAGUUUUGAAGAAAUUAUAUUGUGUUAACUGUAUUGUAAUUUUGAGUUUAGUAGCUCUGGGAAAGUGUUGAUUUAGUGUUUUUGAUAUGAUAAUGAGAUAUGGCGACACAAAUGGGCCAGGUUAUGUCUAAGAAAUUGCAGGAUGUCAUGAAGACAUGCUUCCUCAAAGGUUAAGUAGCA
Helianthus annuus (common sunflower) is the source of this 1708-nucleotide messenger RNA. Its product is annotated as protein pleiotropic regulatory locus 1. Gene Ontology annotation, molecular function: protein binding. Gene Ontology annotation, cellular component: Prp19 complex; precatalytic spliceosome; catalytic step 2 spliceosome. Gene Ontology annotation, biological process: mRNA splicing, via spliceosome. The transcript has 17 exons. Lineage: Eukaryota; Viridiplantae; Streptophyta; Magnoliopsida; Asterales; Asteraceae. The record is from RefSeq and is a predicted model, not a curated record. Bases 82 to 1512 code for a protein of 476 amino acids.